Messenger RNA from Drosophila bipectinata, 4804 nucleotides. RefSeq names its product Peroxidasin (gene Pxn). The record is from RefSeq and is a predicted model, not a curated record. Gene Ontology annotation, biological process: response to oxidative stress. Gene Ontology annotation, molecular function: peroxidase activity; protein binding; heme binding. NCBI's taxonomy places the organism in Eukaryota, Metazoa, Arthropoda, Insecta, Diptera, Drosophilidae.
AUGCGUUCCUCGGGAAUGCUGCCGGUCCUGUGGCUCCAGCUUCUCGGCCUGGUGCUUAUUUUUGGAGGAGGAGAGUCCGUCUAUUGUCCGGCCGGAUGCAAUUGCCUGGAGCGCACCGUACGCUGCAUUCGCGCCAAGCUGUCUGCCGUGCCCCAAGUUCCGCAGGACACCCAAGUGCUAGAUUUGCGUUUCAAUCACAUCGAGGAGCUGCCGGCGAACGCGUUCAGCGGCCUCCCCCAGCUGACGACUCUGUUCCUGAACGACAACGAGCUGGCCUACCUGCAGGAUGGGGCCCUCAACGGACUCCCGGCCCUGAGGUUCCUCUAUCUGAACAAUAAUCGGCUAAGCCGCUUACCGGCCACCAUCUUCCAGCGACUGCCACGCCUCGAGGCGCUGUCCCUGGAGAACAAUGACAUUUGGCAGCUGCCUUCGGGACUCUUUGAUAACUUGCCGCGCCUGAAUCGCCUGAUGCUGUUCAAGAACAAGCUUACCCAACUGCCUGUGGAUGCUUUCAACCGAUUGCACAGCCUGAAGCGACUCCGUUUGGAUGGCAAUGCCAUCGAUUGCAACUGCGGCAUCUACUCGUUGUGGCGCCGCUGGCACUUGGAUGUCCAGCGUCAGCUGGUGGACAUCACCUUCACUUGUGCCAGUCCCCAGCUCCUGCAGCAACAGAGCUUUGGAAGCCUCUCCGAACAGCACUUCAAGUGUGCCAAACCACAAUUUCUGGUGCCUCCUCGGGACAUACAGGCCUUGAGUGGUGAGGAGGUAGUGCUGAGCUGCGAAGUAACCGGCCUGCCACGUCCCCAGGUCACAUGGAUGCACAACACCAACGAACUGGGAGAAGACCAGACCGGGUCGGAAGUCCUCGCCAGCGGGAGCCUGCUCAUCCGGAGCGUGAGCGCCAGAGACAUGGGCAUCUACCAGUGCAUAGUCCGCAACGAGAUGGGCGAGCUGCAUUCCCAACCUGUCCGUUUGGUGGUCAGUAAUAACGCUGGGGCAGGAGGAGGAGAGCAGGAAUCAGAGAACCAGGUGUGGGCGGUUGCCGGCUCAUCACCCACGUCGUCCUCGUUACCCUCGCCAGUCACCUCACCCUCACCACCGAAAUUUACCCAUCAGCCUCACGACCAAAUUGUGGCUCUUCACGGACCCGGACACGUGCUGCUCGAUUGUGCCGCCUCCGGCUCCCCACAGCCGGACAUACAAUGGUUCGUCAACGGCCGCCAACUGACCCAGUCCAGGCCCGAUCUCCAGCUGCAGGCCAACGGCAGCCUGGUCCUCGUCCAGCCCACCCAGCUGUCAGCCGGCACGUAUCGCUGCGAGGCCCACAAUUCUCUGGGUUAUGUCCAGGCCACCGCCCGCAUCGAGGUGAAGGAACUGCCCGAAAUUUUAAUGCCACCACAAAACCAAACAAUCAAACUGGGCAAGGCCUUUGUGCUGGAGUGCGACGCCGAUGGCAAUCCGCUGCCCACCAUCGACUGGCAAUUCAAUGGCCAGCCCCUCAUCCCCGGCGCCCGCACCGACCUCCUGCUGGAGAACGAAAACACCGAGCUGGUGGUGAGCACUGCCCGCCAGGAGCACGCCGGGGUCUAUCGCUGCACGGCCCGAAAUGAAAACGGGGAGGUGAGCGCCGAGGCAACCAUCAAGGUGGAACGAUCCCAGACGCCUCCGCGCGUCGCCAUUGAGCCGAGCAAUUUGGUGGCCAUUACAGGAACCACCAUCGAGCUGCCAUGCCAAGCCGAACAGCCGGAGGACGGACUGCAGAUUUUGUGGCGCCGCGAUGGCCGACUCAUUGAUCCGAACGUGCAACUGACGGAAAAAUAUCAAAUUAGCGGCACGGGAAGCCUCUUCGUAAAGAAUGUGACCAUCCUGGAUGGCGGACGGUACGAGUGCCAGUUGAAGAAUCAGUUUGGCAGGGCCACAGCCUCUGCCCUCGUCACCAUCAGAAACAACGUGGACCUGGCUCCGGGAGAUCGUUAUGUGAGGAUAGCCUUCGCCGAGGCUGCCAAGGAGAUCGAUCUGGCCAUCAACAACACCCUGGACAUGCUCUUCACGAACCGAUCCGACCGGGUGCAACCGAACUACGGAGAGUUGCUCCGGGUGUUCCGCUUCCCCACCGGACAGGCCAGGCAGCUGGCCAGAGCGGCGGAGAUUUACGAGAGGACCCUGGUCAACAUCAGGAAGCACGUCCAGCGUGGCGACAACCUCACCAUGGAGAGCGAGAAGUACGAGUUCCGGGACCUGCUUUCCCGGGAGCAUCUGCACUUGGUGGCUGAGCUUUCUGGCUGCAUGGAGCACAGGGAGAUGCCCAACUGCACGGACAUGUGCUUCCAUUCGCGGUACCGUAGCAUCGAUGGAACAUGCAACAAUCUGCAGAACCCCACAUGGGGCGCCUCCCUGACGGCCUUUAGGCGAUUGGCUCCUCCCAUCUACGAGAAUGGCUUCAGCAUGCCCGUGGGCUGGACCAAGGGGAUGCUCUACUCGGGCCACGCCAAGCCCAGUGCUCGAUUGGUGUCCACUUCACUGGUGGCAACCAAGGACAUCACGCCCGACGCCAGGAUAACGCACAUGGUGAUGCAGUGGGGUCAGUUCCUGGACCACGAUCUGGACCAUGCCAUUCCCUCAGUCAGCUCGGAGAGCUGGGACGGUAUCGACUGCAAGAAGAGCUGCGAGAUGGCCCCGCCCUGCUAUCCCAUCGAGGUGCCUCCAAAUGAUCCUCGAGUCCGAAACCGUCGCUGCAUUGACGUGGUCCGUUCGAGUGCCAUUUGCGGCUCCGGCAUGACCUCGCUCUUCUUUGACAGCGUCCAGCACCGCGAGCAGAUAAAUCAGUUGACUUCCUACGUGGAUGCCUCCCAGGUUUAUGGCUACAGCAAACCCUUCGCCCAAGAGCUAAGGAACCUUACCUCCGAGGAGGGACUACUGCGUGUGGGCGUCCACUUCCCGCGCCAGAAGGACAUGCUGCCGUUUGCCGCCCCGCAAGACGGCAUGGACUGUCGCCGGAAUCUUGACGAGAACACCAUGAGCUGCUUCGUCUCCGGAGACAUUCGUGUCAACGAGCAAGUGGGCCUCCUGGCCAUGCACACCAUCUGGAUGAGAGAGCACAAUCGGCUGGCCAGAAAGCUGAAGCAGAUAAACCCCCACUGGGACGGCGACACUUUGUACCAGGAAGCCCGCAAGAUAGUUGGCGCCCAGAUGCAGCACAUCACCUUCAAGCAGUGGCUACCCCUCAUCAUCGGCGAGAGCGGCAUGAAGAUGAUGGAGGAGAAUAAGGGAUACAAUCCGCAGCUCAACCCGAGCAUUGCCAACGAGUUCGCCACGGCUGCCCUGCGUUUCGGUCACACCAUCAUCAAUCCCAUCCUGCACCGUCUGAACGAGACCUUCCAGCCCAUUCCCCAAGGACAUCUGCCGCUGCACAAGGCCUUCUUCGCCCCCUGGCGGCUGGCCUAUGAGGGCGGCGUCGAUCCCCUGAUGAGGGGCUUCCUGGCCGUGCCGGCCAAGCUCAAGACCCCGGAUCAGAACCUCAACACUGAGCUGACGGAGAAACUCUUCCAAACGGCUCACGCCGUCGCCCUGGAUCUGGCAGCCAUUAAUAUCCAGCGUGGCAGGGACCACGGCAUGCCCGGCUACAAUGUCUACAGGAAGAUGUGUAACCUGACCGUGGCCCAGGACUUUGAGGACCUCGCUGGGGAAAUCGGUAAUGCCGAAAUCCGCCAAAAGAUGAAGGAGCUCUACGGACACCCAGACAACGUGGAUGUUUGGCUGGGCGGCAUUCUGGAGGACCAAGUGGAGGGCGGCAAGGUCGGUCCCCUUUUCCAGUGCAUGCUUGUGGAGCAAUUCCGGCGCCUGCGCGACGGCGAUCGACUGUACUACGAGAAUCCGGGAGUCUUUACGCCGGAACAGCUCGUCCAGAUCAAGCAGACCAACUUUGGCCGAGUGCUGUGCGAUGUGGGCGAUAACUUCGACCAGGUAACCGAGAACGUCUUCAUCCUAGCCAAGCACCAGGGUGGCUACAAGAAGUGCGAGGACAUCCCCGGAAUAAACCUGUAUCUGUGGCAGGAGUGCGGCCGUUGCAACGACAAGCCGGCCAUAUUCGACUCCUACAUUCCACAGACUUAUACAAAGAGAAGCUCGAGGAAGCGCAGGGAUCUUGAAGGAAAACAAGAGCAUGAUGAGGUGCCCACUGCCGAAAGCUACGACAGUCCGUUGGAGGCCCUCUACGACGUGAACGAGGAGCGAGUGAGUGGCCUGGAGGAGCUGAUUGGCAGCUUCCAAAAGGAACUGAAAAAGCUGCACAAAAAACUGCGCAAGCUGGAAGAGUCCUGCAAUUCGGUGGACUCCGAGCCCGUGGCCCAGGUGGUCCAGCUGGCAGCUGCUCCGGUUACCGUGCCUGUCCAGGGAAAGCAAAGACGAAGCCACUGCGUCGACGACAAAGGCACCACACGGCUGAACAACGAGGUGUGGUCUCCGGACGUCUGCACCAAGUGCAACUGCUACCACGGGCAGGUGAACUGUCUGCGGGAACGGUGCGGGGAUGUUAGCUGCCCGCCGGGAGUGGAGCCAUUAACCUCCGGAGGCCUGCUGCCCACACUGCCCGCAUGUCAAAUGAAUCACCCACAGCCAAAGAAUUACGCAUAUCGACGUACACGUUUAUCCGUAGUAGCCACACUCACUCUAAUCGAAAGCCCAAGAAUCACGAAAUAAAAUUUAACACCCAGCGGCCAUCGCGUUAAGAUCAAGUUUAAUUGAAAAUUAACUAACAAUGUACUGCUACACAUGUAAUAAAAUAAAGCACAUUAAUAUUCAAAAA